UAAGUUUCCCUCACUGAUCAAUAGCUAAAUAUAGAGUAAAAUAUUACUCUAUGAGCUAAAUGAACCUUGAUAAGGUUACCUUAUCAGCAGGUUAUGUAACAGAUAAUUAUAACASGAUAAAUUGAUAAUAUUCCGUUAUGGUGCUGACAUGAGGAAGCCAUCUUGUUUUUCUAACAUUCAACUCUACAAAUUACAAUAUUCUUCGUUUCUACAUGACUAUUGACUACAUACUACAUAGGUAGUACAUUGACCAUUGAGAUAUUGAGAAMAUUCUACUUAGUACUUUCUACAARCGUCAAGCAUUGUUCUAAUGUUCUGCGACACAACAAGUCAACAACUGUAUGAUUCAAGUAUUCAAGUCAAAAACUUACUAUUCAACUACUUAAUUCUUUAGUGCUUAAAACUAAAUYCCAAACGUCCGUUUUUAAUAUUUAGUGUAUGAUUCAUUUUCUUGCAAUGGUUAACGAUUAAAUUUACUAACUUGUCUGUGCCCUUUGGUCUUUUGGCCCUCGUGGCUCACCGGCUUGUACUCAAUUUUCUUUAACAUAAGCCAUUUCUCAACGUCGCCCGUUAUUGAAACAACACAUAGAAAACUAAAAAAUGUCCAAACACCGCGAAUGGGAUCCAACUUGCAAAGUAUACAUUGGUAAUUUGAAAAGCAAUGCCAAUAAAUACGAAAUAGAAGAUUUAUUUACCAAGUAUGGCCCAUUGAAAAAUAUUUGGAUAGCAAGAAAUCCUCCWGGUUUUGCAUUCAUAGAAUAUGAAGAUCCACGCGAUGCAGAAGAUGCUGUCCGUGGUUUAGAUGGAACGUAAGACAUUUAACAUUAUAUUAUA
Messenger RNA from Diuraphis noxia (Russian wheat aphid), 834 nucleotides. Its product is annotated as RNA-binding protein 1-like. Gene Ontology annotation, molecular function: RNA binding. NCBI's taxonomy places the organism in Eukaryota, Metazoa, Arthropoda, Insecta, Hemiptera, Aphididae. The record is from RefSeq and is a predicted model, not a curated record.